Molecule: messenger RNA, 5357 nt
Organism: Bactrocera dorsalis (oriental fruit fly)
Lineage: Eukaryota; Metazoa; Arthropoda; Insecta; Diptera; Tephritidae
Exons: 2
Coding region: 2420-5320 (966 amino acids)
Biological process (GO): telomere maintenance; DNA repair
Molecular function (GO): DNA helicase activity
Source: RefSeq, a predicted model, not a curated record
GUGGAGGGCAGUGUUACAAAAGUAGUAUUAAGUUGUAUUUGUAUUGCUAUAUGCAUCCAUUAUUAUGAACAAUAGCUGUAGGUAUAUGGAAUAGCAUUUGUCUUAUUGUAGACAUCUGGCGCCGCGGCUGUUUGUUUGUCGAAGCAAUAGCUACAUCUGGCGCCGUAUAGCAGUAUGUUCUGGUGGUUUCUAGACGCAAUAUUCUAGAAGGACACACCGGCAUCUAGCGACAUCUGGCGCCGUAUAGCAGUAUGUUCUGGUGGUUUCUAGACGCAAUAUUCUAGAAGGACACAUCGACAUCUAGCGAGAAGUGCGUGGCUAUAUAAGCCGUGGCAGCGCCAACGUAAUCAAUCAGUGCUAAGAGUAAACUGCUAUAGUGUAGACGAGUUGUGAAAUAAAGAGUUGUUGAAUUAAAUUAAACAGUGUUGAUUUUAUUUGUCAAUCCAGAGAUACGAACCUAGCAAAGUAAACUAGCAAGAGUAAAUUCGUAACACUAUAUAUAUAAAAGAAAGUCGUGUUAGUUACAUCACUUAUAACUCAAGAACGGCAGAACAGAUUUGGCUGAAAAUUGGUAGGGAGGUAGCUUAGAGCCAGGAGACGGACAUAGGAUACUUUUUAUCCCGUUCGACAGCGUUCCUCUGUGACUUGACAUGAAACGUCAGUCACUAUAAAACGUGGUAUAACAAUAACAAAAAAGAAUCAGACUUGGAAUAACAAAACGCAAAUGACAGCUAUGUAAUGAUGUAUGGAUGACAAUUUGAUAUUUGUAAGAAAAAUCAAUAUUAAAACUAUUUCUAUUAAAGUGAAGUGAAGUUUAAUUAAUAAUGCCGCGACCAAGACGAUCGAAUCUUUCCCGACAAAGCCGUAUUGCAAGAAGAAUACAAAAUACUGCAAAUGAAAGGACUGAAGAAGAACAAGAAAUUGCACGUGAACAGCGCCGCAAUAGUAUGGCUCGACUUCGUGCUUCUCAAUCACGAGAGCAAAGUGAAGCAGCCCGUGAAACAGCUCGGUUGGCAAUGCAGAAUCGUCGAGCGAACAACAGAAGUCAACAAAUAGAUAAUUUGCGACGCAGAACAAGAUAUUUAGCUGAUUUGAAUCGAGCUGCGUUUCGAUACGAUUGCAGCAAUGAUUACAGCUUGCAUCCUAGCGUUUGCAUUGGACAAAUGGACGUUGUUUGCGAGUAUUGUGGUGCAUUAAAGUUUUCCGGAGAAACGCCUGGAUUAUGCUGUGUUAAUGGUAAAGUGAAAUUGCCAGUGUUGACUCCGCCACAUGAGCCAUUGUAUUCAUUGCUUUGCGGCGAAACACAAGAAUCACGCCACUUUCUUGCAAAUACUCGAAAAUACAAUAGUUGUUUCCAAAUGACGUCAUUUGGGGCAGACAUUAUCGAAGAAGGAGGUUUUAAUCCGACAUUUAAGAUACAAGGACAGAUUCACCAUCGAAUUAGAUCAUUACUACCUUUCGAAGAUACACAGAAUAAAUUUUUACAAAUAUAUUUCAUGGGCAACAUGGAAUAACAACUUGAUCGACGCCUAGGGAUCAAUGCAGGAAUGAAGCGAGCAAUUCUUCAAGACUUGCAGUGUCUGCUUCAUGAACAUCAUGCGUUGGUCAGGUUGUUUAAGAGUGCUUUAGAGCGCAUGCCAAAUGAUGACUAUAAAGUUGUCAUCAAAGCAGAUAAACGACCAUCUGGAACACACGAACGCACAUUUAAUGCUCCAACAGUAGACGAAGUUGCCAUCCUGAUUGUUGGCGAACAAUUGGAAAAACGCGAUAUUGUGCUUACACGUCGCGAUACUGGGCAACUGCAACAAAUAUCGGAAACUCAUCGAUCAUAUGACGCAUUGCAAUACCCACUGAUGUUUUGGCAAGGAGAAGAUGGAUAUUAUUUUAAUAUUAAAAUGAUAAAUCCAUUGAAUGGUAAAGUAUCAGUAUCUUAAUAAUGGUUAAUGUCUGUAUUAUUUGCCUUUGAAAUGGUUAAUUAUCAAAUUUUUAAUUUCAGGUGAAGAAACUACAAAGAAAGUUAGCUCAAUGAAUUAUUAUGCAUAUCGUUUGAUGAUUCGUCAAAAUGCUGACAACUAUUUGCUGCGGUUUCGUUGAUUGUUUCAGCAGUAUUGCGUUGACAUGUAUGUAAAAAUAGAAACGGAACGUUUAACAUUUAUUAGGUUGAACCAAGCCAAACUGCGUUCUGAGGAGUACAUCCAUUUACGUGAUGCAGUUAGUACUGAAGGAAAUGCAGCUAAUAUUGGUCGAUUAACUAUUCUGCCGGCGACGUACAUUGGUAGCCCACGUCAUAUGCAUGAAUAUGCACAAGAUGCAAUGACAUAUGUUCGUCAUUACGGCCGGCCAGAUCUCUUUAUUACUUUUACCUGUAAUCCAAAAUGGAUAGAAAUUACUCAAUUGCUGCUUCCCGGACAAACAUCAAAUGAUCAUCACAGCACGUAUAUUCAGGCAAAAAAUUCGGUCCUUGAUGAACUUUAUUGUUAAACAACGCGUCUUUGGAGAUACUCGAUGCUGGAUGUAUUCAAUCGAAUGGCAAAAGCGAGGCCUGCCGCACGCACACAUUCUUAUUUGGUUAGUGGAAAGAAUUCAGCCUGACCAAAUAGAUGAUAUCAUAUGUGCCGAGAUUCCUGAUCAUGAAGUCGAUCCAGACCUACAUGAUGUUGUUACUACUAAUAUGAUUCAUGGACCGUGUGGUGCCAUCAACCCCCAAUCACCUUGCAUGGUCGAUGGAAAGUGCUCUAAACGAUAUCCACGGAAAUUAACGGCGGAGACUGUCACUGGCAACGAUGGGUAUCCGCUGUAUCGGCGUCGAUCACCAGAUGACAACGGUCGAACUGUCACAACGAAAGUGAAAAGAAUGGAUUUCGUUGUCGACAACAGUUGGAUUGUUCCAUAUUCGCCACUUAUUUCUAAAACGUUCAAGACACAUUGCAACGUUGAAUACUGCAAUUCAGUUAAGUCCAUAAAAUAUAUUUGCAAAUAUGUCACGAAAGGCAGUGAUAUGGCGGUUUUUGGAUUGCAAUCCUCGAAUACCAACGAUGAAAUUUCACGCUAUCAAGUUGGUCGUUAUGUGAACUGUAAUGAAGCGAUUUGGCGUAUAUUCGCAUUUCCCAUUCACGAACGUCAUCCUACUGUUAUACAUUUGGCGGUGCAUCUAGAGAAUGGUCAACGAGUAUAUUUCACGGCUUCGAAUGCUACGCAACGUGCUGAAACACCUCCAGCAACUACAUUGACCAGUUUUUUUGCAAUCUGCCAAAGCGAUCAGUUUGCACGAACUUUGCUUUACUCGGAGAUGCCACGUUAUUAUACUUGGAAUGCUUCAUCCAAGAAUUUUCAAAGACGGAAGCAAGGUGAUGCGGUUUCUGGGUAUCCAUAUGUGCGUUCUACUGAUGCUCUUGGUCGUAUGUAUACAGUUCAUCCAAAGAAUGAUGAAUGUUUCUAUUUGCGGUUGUUGCUGGUAAAUGUGCGUGGGCCAACUUCAUUUGAGACACUACGAACUGUUAAUGGUGUAAUAUUCCCAACAUAUCGUGCUGCAUGUGAAGAAUUGAACUUAUUAGAAAACGAUACCCAUUGGGAUACGACAAUCGCUGAAGCCAUUAUCUCUGCAUCUCCAAGUCAGAUACGCACAUUAUUCGCUAUCAUAAUUUCGACAUGUUUUCCAUCAAACCCAUGUAACCUGUGGCACAAAUACAAGGAUAGUAUGUCAGAAGAUAUUUUACAUCAAAGUCGUGUCAGUUCCAGAAAUCACGAUAUUGAGAUGAAUGAGGAGAUACAUAAUCGUGCUUUACUCUUGAUCGAAGAUAUGUGUUACCUCAUGUGCGGUAAUUUAUUAAUCAGGUUAGGAAUGCCAGCGCCAAAUCGUGAAAUGAAUGACGCAUUUAAUCGAGAAUUGGAACGGGAACGUGAAUAUGAUCACCAGGAAUUAGAUUUAGUAGUUCAAAGGAAUGUACCCCUGUUGAAUUACCAACAAAAGGAAGUUUAUGAUACUUUAAUGAAGGCAAUCGCUGAUGAAAAUGGGGGUUUAUAUUUCCUAGAUGCCCCUGGUGGAACUGGCAAGACAUUCCUUAUGUCAUUAGUUUUAGCAACUGUUCGGGCGAGAUCCAACAUAGCGGUUGCAGUUGCUUCUUCUGGAAUAGCAGCCACAUUGUUAGAAGGAUGCCGUACGGCUCAUUCAGCAUUCAAAUUACCGUUAAAUCUUCAAACUAUUGAAGAACCAACGUGUAAUAUUGCAAAACACUCAGCAAUGGCCAAAGUUUUAGCGACAUCGAAAAUCAUCAUCUGGGACGAAUGCACAAUGGCGCAUAAACGUGCAUUAGAAGCACUUAACCGAACAUUAAAAGAUUUACGCAAUGACUCGAGAUGUUUUGGAGGAGCAAUGAUUUUACUGUCUGGCGAUUUCCGCCAAAUACUGCCAGUAAUUCCAAGAUCUACGGCUGCCGACGAAAUAAACGCUUGCCUCAAAUCGUCAAAUCUAUGGCGCUAUGUGAAGAAACUGCAGCUGACAACAAACAUGACAGUUACAUUGCUUAAUGAUACAUCUGCUGAAGAUUUCUCGGAGCAAUUGCUGACUAUCGGUAAUGGUCAAGUACCUGUCGAUGAAUCGAGCGGAUUAAUAUCAUUUCCAAAUAAUUUCUGUAAUUUUGUCUCAUCAAAAGACGAACUUAUCAACAAUGUAUUUCCAAAUAUUAUUUCUAACUACAAAAAUAAUGAAUGGUUGAGUGAGCGAGCAAUUUUAGCGGCUAAGAAUAAAGAUGUAGAUGACCUGAACUACAUAAUUCAAAAUAAGAUCAUUGGAACAAUGCAUUCAUUCAAAUCUAUUGACUGCGUCACAAAUGAAGAUGAAGCCACCAACUAUCCAAUUGAAUUUUUAAACUCUUUGGACGUGCCUGGCUUACCACCGCACAAUUUACGCCUAAAGGUUGGCUCCGUAGUAAUCAUGCUUCGAAACAUAAACCAACCAAAACUGUGCAACGGUACGCGUUUGGUGGUUAGUAAAUUGAUGAACAAUGUAAUUUACGCUACGAUAAUGAUAGGAAAAUUCAAAGGUGAGGAAGUUCUCAUUCCGAGGAUCCCGAUGAUCCCAACCGAUAUGCCGUUUGAAUUUAAAAGACUUCAAUUUCCGAUACGUCUUGCAUUUGCCAUGACAAUCAACAAAUCACAAGGCCAAUCCUUAAAAGUUUGUGGUUUAAAUCUAGAACAUUCAUGUUUUUCCCAUGGUCAAUUAUACGUGGCAUGUUCACGGGUCGGAAGACCAUCUGCGUUGUUUGUUUUUGCGCCUGAUAAUAAAACAAAAAAUGUCGUGUAUCACAAGGUGCUUAAGUGAAGAGCAACCUAUGUACUAAAAUACAGAAAUAAUAAUG